Molecule: messenger RNA, 1110 nt
Organism: Colletotrichum paranaense
Lineage: Eukaryota; Fungi; Ascomycota; Sordariomycetes; Glomerellales; Glomerellaceae
Product: NADH:flavin oxidoreductase/NADH oxidase
Exons: 1
Coding region: 1-1110 (369 amino acids)
Molecular function (GO): FMN binding; NADPH dehydrogenase activity
Source: RefSeq, a predicted model, not a curated record
AUGUCGUCCAAGCUCUUCCAGCCGCUGAAGGUCGGCAAGGUCCAGUUGUCUCACCGUGUGGUGAUGGCGCCCCUCACCCGUUUCCGCUUUGAUGCAGACCACAUCCCGCUCGACAUCGCCCUCGAGUACUACACCCAGCGCGCCGCCGUUCCCGGUACACUCAUUAUCGCCGAGGCCGUGCUCAUCUCCCCGGAGCAUGGUGGCUUCCCCAACGCCCCGGGCAUCUGGAACGAGCGCCAGAUCGCCGGUUGGAAAAAGGUCACGGAUGCUGUACACGAGAAAGGUAGCAUCAUUUACGCCCAACUUAUCGCACCGGGCCGGGCCGCCGUCGUCCCUGUUCUAGAGAAAGAGGGCGGCCAUCCGCUGCUCAGCUCCAGCGCUAUCCCCAUUAGCCCUGAGUCUCCGGUGCCCCGCGAGAUGACAGCCGAAGAAAUUGCUUCCGCUGUCAAGGACUUUGCGCAGGCUGGCAAGAACGCGAUCGCAGCUGGUUUCGACGGCGUCGAGAUCCACGGCGCGAAUGGCUACCUCGUUGACCAAUUUCUACAAGAUACCUGCAAUCAGCGCACCGAUCAGUGGGGUGGCAGCGUCGAGAAUCGGGCUAAAUUUCCCGUUGAUGUCGCAGCCGCGCUGGCCGACGCGAUUGGCAGCGAUAAGGUCGGAUUCCGUAUCAGCCCGUACAGCACGUUUCAGGCGAUGAGAAUGCAGGAUCCUGUGCCUCAAUUCUCUUACCUCGCGCAGAAGUUGAAGGAGCUCAAGCUUGCCUAUCUGCACAUCAUCGAGUCUCGAGUCAACAACUGGGAAGAUGUCGAGAAGAUCGAGGGUAUCGAGUACCUCUUGGAGAUUUGGGAUAACGUUUCGCCCGUUUUUGUCGCAGGCGGAUUCUCACCCGAGCUGGCUCAGAAGGCUGUCGACGAGGAGUAUGCCAAGUGGGAUGUCGCUGUUGUCUUCGGCCGUCAUUUCUUGGCAAACCCGGACUUGCCAUUCCGCAUCAAGCACAGCCUUCCACUGAACAAGUACGACCGCGACACUUUCUACACGCCGUCCAUCCCGCAGGGUUACAUAGACUACCCGUUUCACCCUGCUUUCAAGCCAGGUAAACCAUUGGCAUAG